UCAAGACCAGCAAGACUUCACAACGUUGAAAUCAAGUACGUACACACACACAUGUGAACUUAUGCGACUUAUGUUAUGAAACUACCUGCCUGAAAAAUCAAAAUAUGUUCCAUUUGACCACGUCUUCAAAGCUAUGUAUUUUGAGAUCGAAAUCUUCAUCGUGGAAAUAUUUUAGUACGUUAUUUGUGAAAGAUGGACCUUAUAAUUUUGUCGACGGACAGAAAACCCAUCCUAUUGAUUCAAUUGGAUUUACAAAUGUCGUGAAUCCUGCAACAAGUGUUGUUCUAGCAAAAGUAGCUGUCUCAGGAGCAAAUACCGUUGACAAGGCAGUCAAAUCAUGUGAAGAAGCCUACAAAUCAUGGUCUUUGUUAUCAGGUUUUGAAAGAGGAAAACUUAUAUCUAGUUUGGGACAAAAGAUAUUAGAAAAUCAGGAAACCUUGGCUCAACUAGAAGUGGAAAACAAUGGGAAACCUAUCUGGGAGGCCAGGUUGGACAUUCAAAGCUGUGCUGAUUGUUUUCUGUACUUUGGUGGGAUUGCUUCCACAGUCAGUGGGAAGCACAUUCAGCUUCCUAACAGUUCAUUUGGAUUGGUGAAAAGAGAAAGCCUUGGGGUUGUAGGAGGCAUAGGUGCUUGGAAUUAUCCUCUACAGACAUGUUCCUGGAAAGUGGCUCCUGCUUUGACUUGUGGAAAUACAAUUGUUUACAAACCAUCAGAACUCACUCCUUUGACAGCUUUAGCUUUGGCAGAACUUGCAAUCAAAGCUGGAAUUCCCAAAGGUGCUUUCAACCUGGUCCAGGGUUCAGGUGAAACCGGGAAAAAUCUUUGUUGCCAUCCUGAUGUGGCAAAAAUAUCUUUUACGGGAUCUGUCCCUGUCGGGAAAAAUAUAUUGAAGCUCGCUUCUAAUGACUUGAAGAGAGUUACGCUAGAACUUGGUGGAAAGAAUCCACUAAUUAUCUACGACGACUGCGACCUUGAAAACGCUGUCAAAGGUGCUCUUCUUGCAAAUUUUUUAUCUCAAGGACAGGUUUGUUCGAACGGUUCUCGUGUAUUUGUUCAACGCUCCAUCAUUGAACAAUUCACCAAAGAGUUUGUAAAAGCUACCUCUCAACUAGUUAUAGGCGAUCCCCUUGACGACAAAACUCAAGUUGGCGCAACCAUCUCUAAACCACAUGCUGAAAAAGUUCUUGCCUAUAUAGCGCGAGGUCUUGAAGAGGGGGCCAUCAAACUGUGCGGUGGUGAACGAGUUCAAAUGCCCGAUCCUUUUCAAAAUGGAUAUUUCAUCUCCCCAUGCAUUCUAACCAAUUGUCAUGACGACAUGACGGUUGUAAGAGAAGAAAUUUUUGGACCAGUCGCUACCAUUUUGCCGUUUGAUACCGAGGAAGAAGUUAUUCGUCGAGCCAAUCAAACUCCUUACGGAUUGAGUGCUGGCAUUUUUACAAAAGACCUGAGAAGAGCACACCGAACUUCGGACCGUUUGCAAUCUGGUACAAUUUGGGUGAACAACUUCAACGUCACACCAGUCGAAUUGCCUUUCGGUGGGUUCAAGCAGAGUGGCAUCGGUGUCGAAUGCAGUACUGAAGCCAUCCAAUGUUAUACUCAGUUGAAGUCAGUCUACGUUGAAAUGAAUGAUGUAGACUGCCCCUUGUACAAUUCCAAAUAGGCUAACAUCCAACGAGGAUUGACCUUUUAUUUUGGUGUUUGAAUUGUGUUUGGUCCUAGAGUUAGUCAGUUGGUAUGUCGUGAACAUGGCGAGCAUUAUUCAUUUUCAAUUUUGUACACAUUUUAUAAAAAAUGGCGAGAAAAUAAGAGAUACAAAAUCAUCCAUCA
Daphnia pulicaria is the source of this 1828-nucleotide messenger RNA. Its product is annotated as 4-trimethylaminobutyraldehyde dehydrogenase A-like. NCBI's taxonomy places the organism in Eukaryota, Metazoa, Arthropoda, Branchiopoda, Diplostraca, Daphniidae. The transcript is spliced from 8 exons. Gene Ontology annotation, molecular function: aminobutyraldehyde dehydrogenase (NAD+) activity; 4-trimethylammoniobutyraldehyde dehydrogenase (NAD+) activity. Bases 105 to 1661 code for a protein of 518 amino acids. The record is from RefSeq and is a predicted model, not a curated record.